UCUUGCUAGAUUUAUACAAACCCUCGCCUGAGCUACUCCAAACCAACCCGGAACUUUUAGGUCAACUAAUUAUUCCCGAAAACUUUGUUGUAAGGAGUUACCUCCUGUUUUUCCGAGCAGCUCAGAUGUUUCUCUGAGUAAGAGUCGUUUCUGGGGACUGACCUGCUUGUUUUUGAGGUGGGAAAACCCACCGUUGCAAAUGUUUCUCGCUCCGACUGCGGCGGUUCCUGCAGGACAGUAAAGCCUUUUCAAACCAGCCAGAGAGUGGUGCAGUCAAGAGGUGCCAAAAUGCCACAGCAGAAAGACAUAGUGAAGAUAGCCAUCCAGAUGCCUGGGGCCUACCCCCAGCUCAUACAACUGGACCAGAAAAAGCCUCUGUCUGCUGUGAUAAAGGAGGUCUGUGAUGGCUGGAAUCUCGCAGGUCCUGACAACUAUGCCCUGCAGUACGCUGAUGGUGUGCAGACAUACAUCACUGAAUCGAAUCGUCUGGACAUUAAGAACGGCUGCAUUCUGCGCCUGACCAAGGCACCGGGCCGUUGUGCAGAUGACUUGUACAAGGGCAUCCAGAGCAUGGACAACGGUGUGCGCUGUGAUUCACUGAAGCAACUGGCGGGCGUUUCCACAGACGUAACCUUUGCUCAGGAGUUCAUCAGCAGGGACGGACACCUCCUAUUGGUCAAGAUAGUAGAAGACUCUAAUGAGCCUGCUGUCAUCAUGACCCACACACUGACAGGCUUCAUGGAGCUGAUGGAUCAUGGGAUAGUUUCUUGGGAAAACCUCUCGUCAGUCUUCAUCGAGAAGAUCGCCAGCUUCGUCAACGCCAAGGCGACCGAUGCAUCGAUUCAACAGGUGUCCUUGGACAUCCUGGAGAGCAUGGUUCUGAGCAGCCACGGCCUCUUCAUGAAAGUCAAACAGGGAGUCACUAUGGAGAGGCUUAUUGCUCACCUCCAGGUGACGAAUCAGCAAAUCCAGACUAAAGCCAUGGCCCUACUUAUGGCACUACUACAAACAGCCGGAGACUCAGACAGACAGGAGAUGUUUGCAUUCCUGAAUAAGAAGAAUCUACGUCAGUACAUUUAUAAAAACAUCAUCCAUAGUUCUGGUUCAGUCCAGGAUGAGAUGGCCCACUACCUCUAUGUCCUACAGUCAGUUACCUUGAAUCACCUGGAGCCUCGAAUGAGGACGCCACUGGACUGUUACAGCCAGGAGCAGAGAGACAUCCUUCACGGCUUGCGGCAGGCAGCGUUUGAGUCAGAAAGUGACAACAGUCUGAGCAACGAGAGACGACGCUCUCUCUGCGCCAAAGAGUUCAAGAAACUGGGCUUCUCUAACAAUAGUAACCCCGGUCAGGACUUGGUGCGAACGCCACCUGGUCUUUUAGCUUUGGACACCAUGUUUUAUUUUGCCUCACGUUAUCCUGAUGCCUACAGCAGGUUUGUCCUGGAGAACAGCAGUAGGGAAGACAAACACGAGUGUCCGUUUGCCAGGAGCAGCAUCCAGCUCACACUCAUUCUGUGUGAAAUCCUUCGUAUCGGAGAGCCCCCCUCAGAGACGGGCUCUGACUACCACCCCAUCUUCUUUAGUCAGGAUCGGCUGAUGGAGGAGCUCUUCUGUGUCUGCAUUCAGCUGCUCAACAAGACCUGGAAGGAGAUGAGGGCGACACAGGAGGACUUUGACAAGGUGAUGCAGGUAGUGAGGGAGCAGAUCACCAGGACGUUGUCCAGUAAGCCGACCUCCCUGGAGCUCUUCAAGAACAAAGUUAAUGCUUUGAACUACAGCGAGAUCCUCAAACUGCGGCAGACAGAAAGGCUGCACCAGGAGGAGACUCUUGCUCCACCCGUACUUGAGCUCAAAGAGCGUCUAAAGCCAGAGCUGCUCGAGUUGAUCCGCCAGCAAAGACUCAACAGGCUGUGUCAGGGAACGAUGUUCAGGAAGAUUAGCAGCCGACGCAGACAGGAUAAACUGUGGUACUGCCGCUUGUCGCCCAAUCAUAAAAUGCUUCACUACGGUGACGUGGAGGAAGACACGGACAAUCCACCAAUUGAAACACUGCAGGAGAAGAUUCCAGUAGCAGAUAUCAAAGGCUUGCUGACGGGAAAAGACUGUCCUCACAUGAAGGAGAAUAAAGGCAAACAGAACAAGGAGGUGUUGGACCUGGCAUUUAGCAUCACAUAUGAUGUAGAAGAGUACAGCCUGAACUUCAUCGCCCCCUCCAGAACUGACUUCUGCCUGUGGACAGACGGACUGAGCGUCCUCCUGGGCCGGGACAUGAGUAGCGAAUCCAUGCGCAGCGAGCUGGAGAUCCUCCUCUCUAUGGAGAUUAAGCUCCGCCUCCUAGAUCUGGAGAACGUUCCCAUCCCCGACAGCGCACCGGUCGUCCCCAAACCGCCGAGCAACUACAACUUCUGCUACGACUUCAGCCAGACUGAGCAGUAGAGUGUGUGCAUAUGCUGGAGUGCAUCUACAACGUGUGUGUGUGUGUGUGUGUGUAUGUAAAUAUAUAUGUGUGUCUGUGUGGAUGUCUGAAAUAAGAGGAUUGUGUUGUGAGAGCUGACCUGUGCAUCCAUGCACUUAUUACUUUAACACAGAUUUAUAACAUAACAUGGCAAUAGAUUUUUCUUCUACUGAUCUUCUCCACCCAAUGAAACAUGGAACAGGAUAAAAUGUGGAAAGUGACUUUGUCUCUUGAGCCACAGCAGUAGUUUUGGAUGUGAACCGCUAUCAAAUAACUAUACUGUACUAAUGCUGAAGAUUAUCACUCGUCAUCUGGGAUUUCUGUUUUCAAUCAGUUGAUGCUCAGAUCUCCUUCUUUCCAUUCAUUAUUCCUCCUCUCUCUGCUGUUCCUCAUCUGUCUGGAAACUUAAAGAAUUAUAGUUUUCCCAAGUCUCCGUUGUUACUGGAGCUGUGUUUAUCCUCUACAGUACAGUGGACCCACUCAAGUAAUGGUACUUUAAAUUUGUUUUGUAAUCAUUUUAUAUAUCUAAAUCUAUGUAUGAUACAUGGAGUAUUCCUGUGUGCACGGCUGCUUAUUUCUGGUUGAGGCCAUAGAUGCUCUGAUCUGUCUCAGAAGGCUGGCUCUGCUCAUUUCUGUCUUCUGUUACUUUCUUGUAUUUUCUUUUCUGUUGCUUUUAAAAAUGGGCAUUAACCAGAACACUGCUUUCUCAAUUCAGCUUGACAAGCUGUAGCUUUAAAUAGCCCUCAUUAGGGUAAGAUGUGGUACAUGUUAGAAUCAUUUCCGACAUCUGAAAAGAAACUCAAUAGGUACUUUGUACGGAUUCCAGUGGCUCAAUAAUAAUUACUGUGGAGCAGAGAUGCUCUGAAAGGUCUGUGUGACUUUAAUCAUGUUAAUGCAGAUUUGCAUUAGGUACCAAGCUCACUUUUUUUUUUCUUUUAGGUUUAAACAGUAACAAUAUGCAAUUGCACCUUUGUCACAAUCAACAGUUUGAUGAGGAAAAACUACCAGCAAUCAUCACUGUAAAUCUGUAUGACAAGCAAUCAGUGAUGUUUAGGUUUGCCUGAACAGACUUGAAUUAAAUCCUGGUUCAAUAAUAAAAAUGAUCCAUUUUAUACAGGGUACUUACACAUUAUAAUGCGAUGGAGACUACAUGCUCAAUCGCAGUGUGCUAUACUCUUUUUCACCAAGCAUUCAGUGGUGACACUUGAAGCAGCUACUCAAGAACUGUCAUGAAGUGUGUUUGAGGGUUCUCUGUCUGUUUUUGUCAUUGGGUUAUUUCAUUUCAAUCACAACUGUCCUCUGCAGUGCAUUCCUGACACACUGUGAUAUUAUUCACUUUGAAUUGUGCGCUUUGAGUGUCUUGACAUGAAUAAACAGUUUGAUUCAUA
Thunnus maccoyii (southern bluefin tuna) is the source of this 3843-nucleotide messenger RNA. RefSeq names its product engulfment and cell motility 3 (gene elmo3). The record is from RefSeq and is a predicted model, not a curated record. Lineage: Eukaryota; Metazoa; Chordata; Actinopteri; Scombriformes; Scombridae. The transcript is spliced from 21 exons. The coding region runs from base 289 to 2436 and encodes 715 amino acids. Gene Ontology annotation, biological process: actin filament organization; cell motility.